Molecule: messenger RNA, 7810 nt
Organism: Eriocheir sinensis (Chinese mitten crab)
Lineage: Eukaryota; Metazoa; Arthropoda; Malacostraca; Decapoda; Varunidae
Exons: 18
Coding region: 246-7784 (2512 amino acids)
Biological process (GO): double-strand break repair via homologous recombination; regulation of DNA-templated transcription
Source: RefSeq, a predicted model, not a curated record
UUCCCAAGAUGGCUGCCGCGCCAGGGUAGCUUGCCUCACCCGCCGCCAACCCCACAACACGGGAGCGCGCGCUCUAGGUAUAUAACUCUGUGGACGGAACACGCGGGAAAGCCGAACAGCUGACUGCCUGAGCUGAGAGGCCGAGGGGGUUUGUUGUCAACGUUGACACGCCCCUCUCUUCUCUUCUCGCCCCUGUCCACACACUGUUACCCUGCCGACGCCGCCUAGCUGUGAGAACAGAAUCUAUGGCUGUCUGUCCUGCAUUGGCACUCUACACCUGGUACCAUCAACAUAAGAAGAAAGAUCUGGGUGUGGGGCAGAAAGACUGGCUGCAGUUUCUUCAGGAGCAAGCUAAUCAAAAUGAUCAAAAGGAAUACAAUGCCAAAUCGUCAAUUAAGACCAAAAUAUGUAAAGGAACUGCAAAGGACGAGUGUGUCUUACAGAAAUUACAAGUGGAAAAGGAUUCCCAAGGAGACUUGGGGGACUGUGAGCAGAAGAAGCACCUGCAAGACGAAGGAAAUUCUGUUGAAUCUGUCAUUCCACACCACAGUGUAAAGGUCCAGUCCAGGAGACAAACAGAUGAACAGGAUGAGGUUUGGGACCAGUCCUCCAGCCACAGCCAGGAGAUGACAAGAGCCCAGCUUCCCCUCGGGGAGGCACCAACCACGCCAUUGUCGGCCCUUCUCAACACAUCGCUCAGCAGCCCUACUCUUUUGCUGCCUCUUGAUAACAACACUUCUUUGGAAGAGACAGCUUUGUACAGCCCAACACUGCCCUUGUGUGAUGAAACAUUCUCUCCUGCAAAGCGGGGAGAAAGUCCAAGGGACACCAUAAUGGAAAGCCUGGCUGGCAACUUGGAUGGAUCGGAGGUGUCAUGGAGCAGCGCCCUGGCCACACCCACCUCCAAUUCCCUCGGCCAAGUCUUGGAUGGCACCUCCCCCUCGACUCUUGAGCGCCAGACCCUCCAUCCUAGGCAGGGGCUACGUGAAAAUGUGUUAGCUCGUUCACUGUUCAGCCCACAGGCGUCUGGAGCCGCCGGUUCCUCAUCCAGUGGAGAGCUGAGUCCCGGCCUUGGCAUCAUCAGGUGCUUCUCUCCCGUGCCAAGGUUCAGCUGCAGACCUGUGUGCUCUGUGCAGGCACGGAGGCCCAGCUGUGGUGAAGACGCCAAUCCAGGCUGGCUGGAAGCUGGAACGCAGGGAUUCAGAGUAAAUUUCAGUAUUGAAGAGAAUGUUGCUCUUAAAAGAAAUGUAGAGGUCACCCUAAAGGAUAAUCUGGAAAUGAAAACAGUAACUGAAAGUGGUGCACACUCACCUGAUCGACAAGUAAACAUUUGUGCUGGGGUUAGGCCAGACCAAACCAGCACACCAGCUCAGCCUCGACCUGUGAGAGCAAGGCACUUAAUACUUGCUGCUCAGUCGCCAGAGUCUCCAGGCUUCGUAGAGCCCAUCCCACAUGCCCGAGGGAUUAAGAAAAACGAGAGAGUUCAGGAAACUGAUCCACUUCCAGAUACAAAAGAGAUGGACAAGUUGAAUGAAAAAGUAAUUUAUAGUGAUGGUCUUGCAAAUGACACAUCAGAUGUUGAUGAAUAUUCAUAUGGAUCAGCAGAAGAUCCAUUUGAUAUCAUAUGUUCACCAGUAAGCAAAGUAAAGAAGAAAAGGAAAAAAAAGAUAAGUAACAGUAAACUGACUUCAGGAAAAUCAAACCAGAAACUAGAGAAAAAUAUUGAUGACAACAGUCUUGUUGACGAAGGCAAUGAGAAAACCAAACAGAAAGCUAUCCCUGGGGGCACGCUGAGCAGCCACAGUGGGAUGGUUUCAGGUGCCUCUUCCAACAAGAAUCUACACCAAGAUACAGGCAAGGGCACUGAGUAUAACAAGUACAAAAGAGAAUCUUCUUGUAAAGCUAAAAAUAAUAUUGCAGAGGACAUUAACUGUAAGUCAGAAUACUGUAGCAAAGAACAUCCACCUGAAACAACAGAUUGUGAGGCAGUCAAAGGUUUAACCUCAAAGCCUAAUACAAACCUUACCUCUUCCCCUUCUGGAAAGCAUGUUGCUGCAUUGGUUGCUAAGACAGAGACGGGAAAUUUGCUAGAAAAUACCAACAAAGACAAGGAAGACCAUGUAAUGAUUACCCGUGACAGUAGAAAGGAUAUUUUUUCAGCACAAAUCUCAGAACAACAGAAGAGAAAAAGUACAGACACAUUAUCUCUGUAUAAGAACAAGAGAAUCUCAAGGAGAUUUGUGUAUCCAGUUGACCUGAGUAAGCCCCAUGUAGAGUUGAAUGUUUCACACACAAAAACUGGAAGAAAGGGAAAGGGAGGAAGUAAGCCAGCAUCACCAGGCAGGAAAGGGGCCACCUGCAGCUCUCCAACUAACAGAUCAGAUGAAACACGACAAAAUGAGGCAUCCGUGCCACUUGGUCCAGAAACAUCUUGUGGUACCCCAGCCAAUAGAUGUGGGGAUGAAAAGGGAACUGAAACAGCAGAGCCUGGCAGUAAAAGAGUCAUGUGCAGUAGUCCAAACACACCAUUCAAACCAAAGGAGCAACUUGAUGUGAUAGCACACAAGCAGAAGAAAUUCCUUCCUCUUGCCAGUUUAGGUCAAAUUGACACUUCUGAGGCAAGCUUAAGGUCUUCAGUUGAACCAUUAGGGGCUGUUGAGUAUGGACAUGAGGAAACAUAUUUGGGAAGUGAACAAGCACCCAUCACUAAGAAGGGAAAUGAAGGCAGUGAUCAUGCCCUUCAAGUAGUCCCAGUGGCUCCUAAUGCCAAAGGAAGCAUCAUGGAGGUCACGGGGAAGAUCAGCGCCAGUGGUAGCACAUUAACAGAAAAUAUGGAUGACAAAUACAACUGUACCUCCAAAAAUACGGAAAUUAGUUUCAUGGCAAGCAGUUCUGAUUUGGCCAAUGUUGCUCACUCACUUGUAAUAAAGAACCAAGAGGCGGAGUGCAACACAGACCUCCUACAGCCUCAUGUCCCUCAGAUUGGUGCAGUAGGGAAUCCGGCCACCCAAGGACCUGAGGGAGAAGGGGAGGAGGAGGUCUCUGGUGCACCGAACAACCAGGUGAUCAGUGAUACUUUCAGUGACAUUGACUUUUCUGAUAGUGAUUUUGAUAUUUCUAUUCCAGUAAGAGAGGAGGGUGUUGGAGGCGAUCAUGAAAACAUAAAGGCAAAGGAGGGAAGCAAUCAGUCCUUAGAUGCUGCACCUAAAGAGAAAGUCAGUGGAGAUCUGUUCAGUGAAUGCCACUCAGAUAAAAGUUCAGGUUUUAAGGGAUUCAUAACUGGCAGUGGAAAACAAGUCAAAAUUAGUGAAAAGGCUCUCCUGGAGGCUAGAAAAUUCUUGGAAGAAGAGUUGAAUGAAGAUGGAAGCCUCUCACCUCAUCAGGUUCCACCAGGAGAGAAAGGAGAAGCAAGGCAUUUAAGUGGUAUGCAUAAAACAUCAAACUCUAAUCAGUGUUCUGCAUCAAAAACUGGAUCUUUAAGCUUGGCCUCCGAUCUGUCAGCAGCAAGUAGUGCAGGAGUAGUAGCAGAAGUGUUUGUCACGCCCCACAUAGGCAACAAAUUAAAUGUACUGGAAGUUGCAAAUUCACAAGUUAUUAAAGUAACAAACAUAAAACAUCCACAAACUAAGGAUACAGCAUUCACAGAUGUAUGCGAGAGCUCUAGGAGACAUACCGUGGAUGGUAGCGUUACUCAGUCAGUCUGCUCAAAGCUUAAGAGCACAUCUGAUGACACAGCUUCAGAGGCAGAAAGGGAAGGGAAGGAGACCAUAGAGGCAGUAAAGUUGCACUGUGCAGAAAGUACCAUGUUCAGUGAAGAAGUCAAGCCACCAGAAGAUACUCAAACUAUUAGUAAGUCAGCACAAUCAAAAGCCAAUACAUUUCACGGCUUUUGCACAGCUGCUGGAUCAAAGGUAACGAUCAGCAAAGAGGCAGCAUGGAGAGCACAGUUGCUUUGGGAAGAGGUGGAUGCAAAUAUGGAGCUUAGUUUGAAUAAGGAAGCCAACAUGCAGUGUGAGCAUAAUGUCUUAGGAAAUGAACAGAGUGGAAGGUUGAAAAACUCAGCCACUCCCACAGAGCUGAGAAAAGGAGACAGACUUGAUGGCAGUGAGAGAAGUGAGCUGAGUGAGACCAAUAACAAAACCAAUGGUGCAUUAAACAUGGAAGUGGGGUUCCACACGGCAAGAGGAAAGAAAAUUUCAGUUGAUCAAACCUCCAUCACACAAGCUCAGUCAUUAUGGGCAGAGGCUGCUAGCUGUGAAGCAACAAUACCUGGCACUGAAGGAGCUCCAACACACCUGAGUACAGCCAGUGAUGGUAAACACUUUGUGCCAGUGAAUGAGGGGUUCAGCACAGCAAAAGGAAACAAAAUAGCAGUGAAAGAGUCCUCCAUCACACAAGCUUACUCAUUAUGGAAGGAGGCAAUCAGUUGUGAGGUAGCAUCACCUGGUCAUGAAGGACCUAAAAAGAAGCCAAGGAUACCCAGUAAGCCUGAACAUUAUGGAAAGGUAUUGUGUAAGAGGGUGACAAGUAAAUCUGAUGGGCAAUCUCUUGAGGGCAUGAAAUCAGCAACCAUUUCGAAUAGUGUUCAAACAAGCCCUAAAGAUCGAAAUUCAUUAUCUGAAAAAGCUUCUGACAAGAAAGUUCCAGAACUGCAGGGCAGGGGAAAUUUUUCAAACACCUUUACAGAAUCCAGUGAAAGGUGUAUUGAAGAUAGCAGAAGGGUGUUCUCAAGGCCUGCAGGCAUGCCCAUGGCAGCUGGCAUUGGCUCUUCAAUUGCAAGUGAUGUAAACAUCAGAAGUGAAAACUUUGCAAUCAAAGCAAGAAGACUGUUUGAAGAUGAUAAACCUUUGCAGUCUGGAAGUGGAUGCCAGUCUCCAACAUUAGUUACCCAAAACAGAAACAAUUGUAAAAGUUAUAAAAAAAAUUAUACUCAUAAUGAGAAGGGAGACACUGUAGAAGGAUCACUUAUGAAAGUGUCUGAGAAUGUUGAAAGUGGACCUAAAACUAGUGGCCAGUCAUUGCAAAUUAAUCCUCUUAAUAGUGUUAUAAAACAGGAUUCUGCAUGCCACCUGUCUAAUCCGGAAAACAAUAGUACUUUGGACAGGCCACUGGGUAAGGAAGGAGUGAAAGCAGAUGUGAACCAGAGCAUUGAACUUAAUGCUCAUCUUAACACAAUAGAGGGAAAAUUAUUGGAAGGAGUGAGUCAGAAAAUGAAAGUUGGUCAUCCGGCAAAAUCUUGUAACAGUUAUGAAAGCAUGCAUAAAGGAAAUGAUUUUCAAAAGGCUGAGACUGAAUUUUGUGGUUUUCUGACCGGCAAUAAAAAGCAAAUUAAAGUCACCAGUGAAUCUUUACAAGUAGCUAAACAGCUGCUGCAGGAGUGUGCCAGCAAUGAAGGCACUCCUGAGAAGGCUGCCAAACCUUCAUAUGAGAUGGAGAAAAGUUACAGCAGCACUGAUGAUAAGCAAGUUACAACAGUUGAAUCUUUCAUGGCUGUGACUGAUCACAAUGGAGGCACUGUCAGUGAGAGUCAUGAUGCUGUACAUGGGUCACCUAUCCUAGGCUCUCAGAAAAGAAGUAAAGGAAAAAAUGUCAAAAGGAGAUCUUACGUCACUGCUUGCCAAGAAUUACAGGAUGACUUAGUCAACAGCCAUGAAAUACUAGAUAUCUCAGACAUCACUGAGGCUUUUCUGAAGGACCAACUUUUGGACCCUGAGGAGGUUGCAAAAGGCUCCAUCAACCAGAGGAAAAGGUCUCGGGGACGCGGUCAAGAUGAAGAAGUCUCACUCAGCAAAAAGACGCGGAGAAAUGUGAUCAUCAGUCAGCAUGAAGGUAUGAAAGCAGCCUGCGAUGAAGCAGAGACGUCAAGGAAUCUCGCCCAGAAACAGCAGGAGAAACUCGUGCAGAGCAAGGAGAGACAAGCAAUUCAACCUAUCCCGGGGUUCUUAUACAAGCUGAGGAAGGAGAGGAAAGAGGAGAGGAUAAAGCUGCAGUCACUUGGCAGCCUGAAGACUAAUAGGAAGAGCAGGCCAGAGGCACUGGGGGUUGCUUUCAGCAGUGCCGCACAGUACCGCUUUGAGGUGCCGGAUUCAAGGUGUGGCACUGUGGACUGUGGUGAUGGGUGUGUGGUGGUGCCUGGCACUGAUGGCUGUGCUGGGGUGGAGGAAGUGGAGCUUGGGUUCCUGGUGAUGCCUGGUGUUCACCCAGGCCUUCUCCCUCCCUCCUGGGUACCCAACCACUACCACCUCAUUGUGUGGCAGCUGGCUUCCAUGGAAAGACGACUGCCUGAUUGCGGCCAAGCCUUGACACUGAAGAAUGUUGUUGCCCGGCUCAAGUACCGUUACGAUCGAGAAAUCGACAGAGCAGAGCGGUCCAUAUUGAGGAAGGUCACAGAGCAAGAUGAUGUGCCACAGAAGACGAUGGUCCUCUGCGUGACAAAGGUUAAGAUGGACUUUGAGGUUGAAAGGAAAGAGGCCGUGAAGUCCUGCACUGCAGACACGAGUUUGCAUCCAUUGUUGGAGCUUACCGACGGCUGGUACAGAAUAGGUGCUGUGGUGGACAAAGCCAUGGUGCAGCUCAUAGGAGAGGAAAAGGUGAAGGUGGGCACCAAGCUCGUUCUCCAUGGUGCUGAGCUGGUUGGGGCAACUUCCCCGUGCCACCCCUUGCAGGCCACCUCCACGUUAUGCCUUCAUCUCCACACCAAUAUGACUCGCCGAGCUCGGUGGUGGGCCCGCCUUGGCUUGCUGCCACAGAGAGGGCCAAUUCCCUCUCUCAUUGAGAACACUUUUUGUAACGGGGGCCUCGUGGGGAAGGUGAAUGUGAUGGUGGCGCGCCUCUACACUCUUUACUAUGAGCCUUCACAAGGGUUGUACAUGAGUGAAAAGGCUGCCUUGAAAAGGCUUCAGGAAACUGAAAAAGAGAGAGAGAGGACAAUUGAGCAGAUUACAGCAGAAGUGGAGAAAGAACUUUACCAACAAGAAAAAGAGGAAACAACCAAGAGGGAUUGGCGAACCAUGAACCCCGAGGAGAUCAGAGGCCUCACCCAAGGUCAAGACAUCUCUCGCCUACUAAAUGAGACUGCAGAUCCAUCAAGCUUAGAGGGUCUUCUGACUCUGCAUCAGCUACAACUGGCAAGAACCUGGCGGGAGCAGCACGCUGAGGGGGCCCGGCGCAGGCUGCAUCAGGAGGUGACACGCCGCCUCGCAGAGACAGAGAAACCUCUUGAAAUAGUGCCUCUGAUGAAGGUUCGAAUCAUUGAUGGCAAGAGAGAUGGAGCGCUAGUGACUGUGUGGAGACCCUCUUUGGAGUUCAGGGAGAUGCUUGCAGAGGAGUCCUACUUUAUAAUACAUUACUUGAUGGCUGUUGGGUUCAGGUGGGGCAGCAGGCAGUUUAAAUCCACUCGACAAACCAAGUGGGAGCGCUCCAUGAGAGGCCCAUUACUGUGGCGAUCAGAGUAUGCUCGCUCAGUAACUCCUUUGUGCCUCACCAACCUAGGAGAGCUGAGACCCCUGUGGCAGGAGGUGGAUGUGACUGGCGUGGUGUUGAGAGUUGGGAAGCCCAACACUAAGUUUCAGGCGGUACACCUCGUAGAUCACCAUCUCAAUAUUCUGGCAGUCCAUUUCUGGGGUGGUUUAAAGAGCUGUGGUUAUGCAGACACUGUUGUUGAAGGAGCUCUGGUGUGCCUCAUGAACUGUAGCUGGAGAGGACACAAGGGCAGCAGCAUUGGUUGCAUACACUUCACAGAGUUUAGCAUUGCCACCUGCUCCUUCCAGAUCUCAUCUUGUUGAAGCAUCUGAUCAUCUUCGCAGCAGCA